AUGGCUUCUCCAUCACAAUAUCGACUGUUGCACGGGAAAGGCCAGUCAUCUCUCUCCCUUCCGGCUGGGAGCUACAUCUACUCUCUGUGCCAGAGUGGCAUUGAUGCGCUUGCUGCGAUCUCAUCAGAUAACUCGCUGCGACGCUUUGAUCGCGAGACAUUAAAGGUCCUCCCGAAUGGGGUGUUCGCAAACAUUCAUCCUGGUAAUAGCGGUGGGGUGACCUGUGUCUGCGAAGUUGAUCCCGUUGUUGCUGAAGGGAAAACUUUGGUUGCUACCUCCGGCAGAGACGGGACAGUGAAACUGUGGGAUUCUAGGGAUAAAAGAAGAGAUGCAGUUCUGACGGCCACUUCAGCUAUCACCGUUCGUGCGAGGGACCCAGAAGUGACUUACCGCGCCAACCCUCCCAUGCAUUUUACUGCACUUAACAUCUACGAUACCACAAUUUCGGAUGAAGACGAGGCUCUUCUACAGGUUGUAAACCAUGGAUCCAUACAUCGAGCCGGUUUCCUGGCGGAGCACGCCAUCUACGCUCUAAGCCAUGACGAGGUUUUCUCGAUCCACCCUUUCAACAACCCCGACGAGAACGCUGUAGAGCCCGCAGCUAUUCAGUUUGGCGAUCUCCGUCCUGUACUACAGAGCGAUUAUGUGGCGCAAGUUCUCCAUGGGCGUGGGGGCGCGUUUGUGGUAUCUGGGAAAACGAGUGAACAACGACUCGACCUCACGCCCUUAGUUUCGUCACCCAAAUUUGACCUCGACAUCGGGGGUACUUGGAGGAUUCCAGAUGCUCACGGCGAAGAAAUCGUUCGAUCGGUAUUUCUGGAUGAUAAUUCGAAUACCAUUUUCACAUGUGGGGAGGAUGGAUACGUGCGAUCGUGGAAGCUUGAGGAAGGACGUCAAGAAGAGCUGUCUAAGCCAUCCACCAAGCGCACUCUCCCAGAGAAUGUCCACACGAAAAAGCAUCGAUCGAAAGAUGGCGCCCAUCGGGAGAAGCGACGUAAGGACCGCGGCUUCAAACCAUAUUAA
Messenger RNA from Histoplasma capsulatum G186AR, 1023 nucleotides. RefSeq names its product WD domain-containing protein. Gene Ontology annotation, molecular function: protein binding. The transcript has 5 exons. The record is from RefSeq and is a predicted model, not a curated record. The coding region runs from base 1 to 1023 and encodes 340 amino acids. NCBI's taxonomy places the organism in Eukaryota, Fungi, Ascomycota, Eurotiomycetes, Onygenales, Ajellomycetaceae.